Molecule: messenger RNA, 3251 nt
Organism: Brachypodium distachyon (stiff brome)
Lineage: Eukaryota; Viridiplantae; Streptophyta; Magnoliopsida; Poales; Poaceae
Product: auxin response factor 12
Exons: 16
Coding region: 316-2826 (836 amino acids)
Biological process (GO): regulation of DNA-templated transcription; response to hormone
Cellular component (GO): nucleus
Molecular function (GO): DNA binding; protein binding
Source: RefSeq, a predicted model, not a curated record
GCCACUGUUGGCGAACUCCCCUCACGCUACUGCGCCCCAGCGCACACGCGCACCCUCUUCCUCUCGCUCUCUUUGCUUAAAUGCCCCAGACCUAAUCAUUCCCAUCCCCCCUCUCCUCUCUCUCUCUCUCUCCCCUUCCCCCAGAGCCCCAACCCCACCCGGCCGGCCACCAUGGCGAUCUCCGAGCUCGGGUGAGCGGAUGAGAAUGCGGCGGAUUUGAGGCGGCCCCGGGUGGCGGAUGGGGUUACGACUUGGCGGAUUCGUGAGGGUCGAUAGGUUUUGCUAGGAUUUGGUGCUUCUUGGGGUGGGAGAUCGAUGAGCUCCUCGUCGGGGGCCAGCGUCGGGCAGCAGCAGCCGCCGCCGCCGCUGCCCGCGCCGCCGCCGGAGGAAGGUGCGUGCUGGCUAGAGAAGAAGAACCUCAACUCGGAGCUGUGGCACGCGUGCGCCGGCCCGCUCGUGUGCCUCCCCACCGUCGGCACGCGCGUCGUCUACUUCCCGCAAGGCCACAGCGAGCAGGUGGCAGCGUCGACGAACAAGGAGGUGGAGGGUCACAUCCCCAACUACCCCAACCUGCCGCCGCAGCUGAUCUGCCAGCUCCACGAUGUCACAAUGCAUGCUGAUGUGGAGACUGACGAAGUGUACGCGCAGAUGACGCUGCAGCCGCUGAACCCACAAGAGCAGAACGAUGCCUACCUGCCUGCGGAGAUGGGGAUUAUGAGCAAGCAGCCGACAAAUUACUUCUGCAAGACGCUGACGGCGAGCGACACCAGCACGCACGGAGGGUUCUCUGUGCCCCGCCGUGCCGCUGAGCGGGUCUUCCCUCCUCUGGAUUUCACACAGCAGCCUCCUGCCCAGGAGCUAAUUGCACGGGAUAUUCAUGAUGUCGAGUGGAAGUUCAGACACAUCUUCCGAGGCCAACCUAAACGACACCUGUUAACAACAGGCUGGAGCGUGUUUGUCAGUGCUAAGAGACUUGUUGCUGGAGAUUCUGUGCUUUUCAUAUGGAAUGAGAAAAACCAGCUUUGGCUGGGAAUCAGGCGUGCCAGCCGGACACAGACUGUGAUGCCUUCCUCUGUUCUAUCGAGUGACAGCAUGCACAUAGGGCUCCUUGCAGCUGCCGCUCAUGCUGCUUCCACGAAUAGUCGCUUCACAAUUUUCUACAAUCCAAGGGCAUGUCCAUCAGAGUUUGUCAUACCACUUUCAAAGUACAUCAAGGCUGUUUUUCACACCCGGAUAUCGGUUGGGAUGCGAUUCAGGAUGCUCUUUGAGACCGAGGAAUCUAGUGUCCGCAGGUACAUGGGAACAAUUACAGAAGUAAGUGAUGCAGAUCCAGUGCGUUGGGCUAGUUCCUACUGGAGAUCGGUGAAGGUUGGUUGGGAUGAAUCAACCGCGGGUGAAAGGCCACCGAGGGUUUCUUUAUGGGAAAUUGAACCAUUGACAACCUUCCCCAUGUACCCGUCUCUGUUUCCGCUGAGGGUCAAGCAUCCCUGGUAUUCUGGAGUUGCUGGACUUCAUGAUGACAGCAAUGCUUUGAUGUGGCUGAGAGGAGUUGCUGGUGAUGGAGGUUAUCAGUCUUUGAACUUUCAGUCGCCUGGUAUUGGCCCCUGGGGGCAACAGAGGCUCCAUCCAUCCUUGAUGAGUACUGACCAUGAUCAGUACCAAGCUGUAGUUGCUGCCGCUGCUGCCUCCCAGUCGGGUGGUUAUAUGAAACAGCAAUUCCUAAACCUUCAGCAGCCUAUGCAGUCCCCCCAAGAACACUGCAACCUCAACCCGCUGUUGCAGCAACAAAUCCUGCAGCAAGCAAGCCAGCAGCAAACAGUUAGUGCUGAGAACCAAAAUAUUCAGACAAUGCUUAACUCAAGUGCUAUCCAGCACCAACUGCAACAGAUCCAGCAAAUGCAGCAGGCUCACAUUGAUCAAAAACAGAAGAUUCAACCAGACCAAACAUAUCAAGUUCCUACUAGUUCUGCUCUUCCCAGUCCAACAUCACUACCAAGUCAUCUGCGUGAAAAGUUCGGCUUCUCUGAUCCUCAUGUGAAUUCUCCAACCUUCACCACUUCUAGCAGCAGCGACAACAUGCUCGAAUCAAGCUUCCUUCAGGGAAGUUCAAAAGCGGUGGACUUGUCUAGAUUUAAUCAGCCUGCACUUAAUGAGCAGCAACAACAACAUCAACAGCAACAGCAACAGCAACAACAACAGCAACAACAGGCGUGGAAGCAGAAGUUUAUGGGUUCAUCAUCACUGUCUUUUGGGGGCUCGGUUUUGCUUAACUCACCCACAGGUAAGGAUGGUUCUCUGGAAAACAAAAUUGGUCCUGAUGGGCAGAACCAGUCCCUUUUUAGUCCUCAGGUUGAUUCUUCCUCCCUACUGUACAACAUGGUGCCUAACAUGACAUCAAAUGUUGUGGAUAAUAACAUGUCGACGAUUCCUUCUGGAUCAACUUAUCUGCAAAAUCCGAUGUAUGGCUGCUUGGACGACUCUUCUGGUAUAUUUCAAAAUACAGGAGAGAAUGACCCAACAAGCAGAACUUUUGUGAAGGUUUACAAGUCAGGAUCAGUGGGGAGGUCCUUGGACAUCACCCGGUUCUCUAAUUAUGCCGAACUUCGAGAAGAACUGGGUCAGAUGUUCGGCAUUAGGGGUCAGUUGGAUGACCCCGAUAGAUCAGGCUGGCAGCUUGUAUUCGUCGACAGGGAGAAUGAUGUGCUUCUCCUUGGAGACGACCCUUGGGAGUCAUUCGUGAAUAGUGUAUGGUACAUCAAAAUACUUUCACCUGAGGAUGUCCAUAAGUUGGGCAAACAAGGAAAUGAUCCGCGGUACCUUUCCUAAGUGAAAGACCAUGGUGCUGCUUCUGGCUCCUGCGAGGAUUCGACAGCACAUGGUUUCACUCUUGCUCUUGACGGCACACUUCACCAGGACCCCAAUCAUCCCAUCUUCGUACCUGUCUCUUGCAUGUACACCGUACACGUCUCGAGAAAACUCCCCAUUACCUACAUUCGUUCGGUGCAGGCCACCGAUGUCGUGAACUGGUAUUUAUGUAGGUUCCACUUAGGAAUCAGUAUCGGUUUAACUCUAUCCUAGAUGGUUUGUAACUCAGCGUAGCAGUCCGUUCGCACGCAGCGUUCAAAUCUUCUGAGACUAUGCUUAGUUGGAACUCUUUAUCGUAAUCUAUCUAUGUACUAUUUGAGACUCCCAGGCACGCUUUCCACGUAAGAACUGCAAUAAUUCGAAUUCAGGACGAUUGUUUCGACUCA